This is a messenger RNA of Chaetura pelagica (chimney swift), 14038 nucleotides long. It is a transcript of the gene FAT3, whose product is annotated as FAT atypical cadherin 3. Gene Ontology annotation, biological process: homophilic cell-cell adhesion. Bases 389 to 14038 code for a protein of 4549 amino acids. The record is from RefSeq and is a predicted model, not a curated record. Gene Ontology annotation, molecular function: cadherin binding; calcium ion binding. NCBI's taxonomy places the organism in Eukaryota, Metazoa, Chordata, Aves, Apodiformes, Apodidae. Gene Ontology annotation, cellular component: plasma membrane; catenin complex. The transcript is spliced from 28 exons.
UUUUUUUUUCCCGAGGAGGUUGCAAACAGGGAAAUUCAAACUGGGUAAUUCUGUGCUGUGGUUACUUCUACAGCCAAGACCAGAUUUCUCUUAGAAAAAGUGUUUGCUCUGUUCCUUCUUUCCCCACUCCCUCUUUUUCUUCCCUAUAAGCACAAAGGCUUUAAAAACUAUGAUCUGUAGUUCUUUUUGCUUUUUCACAUUACCGUGACAGCAUGUAUCUCUGUUGCUGAAGAAUGAAACAGGCAGGCUGGAGUUUUUUUAUGUUCAGUGCUUUUGGGACCACUACAGAGAAGUCCACAGAGAAAUAUGUACAGCAACUGUGCCAACUGAGUUUCUUGUGCCUGUUAUCUGUCACUUACUCUGACUAAAAGGGUGAAAGAAUGAUGUGAUGGAGGUGAAUAUGGGCCGCUGGUCAGGCUCACGGCCACCUCCGUCAUGCCUUGCCCUUCUGAUUGUCAAGGUCCUGGCCUCUGUUUGCCAGGUAGUUCAUGGGACCUCCCUUCUUGGCUUUCAGUUUACACAUUCCACUUACAAUGCUACAGUGUACGAGAAUUCUGCAGCCAGGACCUAUGUCAACAGUCCCACAAGGAUGGGCAUUACCUUGGCUGACCUUUCAUGGGAUAUCAAGUACAGGAUAGUGUCUGGUGAUGACGAGGGCUUUUUUAAAGCAGAGGAAGUUGUCAUUGCUGACUUUUGCUUCCUAAGAAUAAGGACUAAAGGUGGGAAUUCUGCUAUAUUGAACAGAGAAAUCCAGGACAACUAUUUAUUGAUGGUGAAAGGGUCUGUCAGAGGAGAGGACUUGGAAGCAUGGACAAAAGUGAACAUCCAGGUUUUGGAUAUGAAUGACUUAAGACCUUUGUUUUCACCAACCACAUACUCUGUCACAAUAGCAGAAAGCACUCCUCUAAGGACUAGCAUUGCACAGGUGACUGCAACAGAUGCGGAUAUUGGGUCCAAUGGUGAAUUUUAUUAUUACUUCAAAAACAAAGUUGAUCUCUUCUCAGUGCAUCCUACAAGUGGUGUUAUCUCCUUAAGUGGCCGGUUAAACUACGAUGAGAAAAACAGAUAUGAUCUUGAGAUUUUGGCUGUGGACCGUGGGAUGAAGCUUUAUGGAAACAAUGGUGUAAGCAGCACUGCCAAGCUUUAUGUUCAUAUUGAACGUAUAAAUGAACAUGCCCCAACAAUAAACGUAGUAACCCAUAUUCCCUUUCUAUCAGACAAAGAGCCUACCUAUGCAGUCGUUAACAUUGAUGACCUAGAUGAAGGAGCCAAUGGAGAAAUAGAAUCUGUUUCUAUUGUGGCUGGAGAUCCACUAGAACAGUUCUUUCUCACUAAAGAAGGUAAAUGGAUGAAUGAGUACAAAAUCAAAGAAAGAAAGCCUAUUGAUUGGGACAGCUUCCCCUACGGUUAUAACCUGACUCUCCAAGCGAAAGACAAAGGAUCUCCUCAGAAAUUUUCUGCUGUCAAACUGGUCCACAUUGCUAGUCCAAAGAAAGAAAGUAUCCCCAUUAAGUUUGAAAAGGAAGCAUAUGAUGUUGUGAUCAGUGAAUUUUCACCUCCUGGUGUGGUGGUUGCAGUAGUUAAGCUGAUGCCUGAGCCACAGGGUGUGGAAUAUAGAAUAUCUCCGAGUGAGGGAGCGGAGUAUUUUAAGAUCAAUCCGAACACAGGCCUUAUUAUUACUGCUCGUCCUUUGAAAAUCAUUGAGAAGGACCUCUAUGAAUUAGAAGUAUACACAAACAAAGGUGGUGAUUUAAAAGCACAGGUUACUGUCAGGUUAGAAGAUGCCAACGAUCAUACUCCAGAAUUCCAGCAGCCCUCCUACAACUCAUUCAUCAAUGAGAGUGUCCCUGUGGGAUCUAGCGUUUUGGCAGUUUCAGCAGUGGAUGAGGACAGGGGAGAAAAUGGAUACAUAACAUACAGCAUUGCCAGUCUGAACUCACUGCCUUUUACAAUAAAUCAGUUUACAGGUAUCAUCAGCACAUCAGAAGAACUGGAUUUUGAGUCCUCACCAGAAAGCUACAGGUUCAUUGUGAGAGCUUCCGACUGGGGUUCUCCGUACCGCCACGAAAGCGAGGUGAAUGUCACCAUAUACAUAGGCAACGUCAAUGAUAACAAACCCCUCUUUGAAAAGGUGGCAUGUCAGGGAGUGAUUUCUUCUGAUUUUCCUGUUGGUGGUCACAUCACUGCUGUUUCUGCAAUAGACAUAGAUGAGUUAGAGCUUGUGAAAUAUAAAAUAAUCUCUGGAAAUGAACUUGGCAUUUUUUAUUUAAAUCCUGACUCAGGUGUCCUGCAACUUAAAAAAUCUUUAGUUAAUUCUGGCAUAAAGAACAGCAAUUUUGCCCUUAAGAUAACAGCAACGGAUGGAGAGAACUUCGCUGAUGCUAUGUUUGUUAAUAUUUCGGUAGUUCAUGGGAAAGUGUCUUCAAAGACCUUUAGCUGUAGAGAAACUAGAGUUGCUCAGAAGCUAGCAGAAAAAUUACUCAAAAAGGCAAAAGCAAAUGUGAAGCUGAAUUUGGAAGAUGGUUUUUUUGAUUUUUAUUCGGUGAAUAGGCAGGCACCGCAUUUUGACAAAUCCUUCCCUACUGAUAUAAAGGUUUCAGAGGAUCUGCCUGUUGAUGCCAGCAUCCUGAGGAUAAAAGCCUAUGAUGGAGACUCAGGCUUUAAUGGAAGAGUACUUUAUACAAUUUCUGAUGGUAAUGUGGAUAGUUGUUUCAACAUUGAUAUGGAGACAGGGGUACUUAAUGUUCUUAUGCCUUUGGACCGUGAAAAAACAGAGCUUUAUCUCCUUAAUAUUACAAUUUAUGAUCUAGGUAAUCCUCAGAAAUCUGCGUGGAGACUGUUGACUGUCACUGUGGAGGAUGCAAAUGAUAACAAGCCUGUUUUUUUACAAGACAGUUACUCAGUUAGUAUUUUAGAAAGUACAAGUCUUGGUACAGAAAUUAUCCAGGUAGAAGCCAGGGAUAAAGACCUGGGAUCUAAUGGUGAAGUGACUUACUCAGUACUGACAGACACCCAACAAUUUGCAAUCAACAGUUCUACAGGAAUGGUGUAUGUGGCUGAUCAACUAGACCGGGAAUCAAAAGCAAACUACACGCUGAAGAUCGAGGCUAGGGACAAAGCAGAGAGUGGCCAUCAGCAGUUUUCAGUUGUGCCUCUGAAGGUGUUUUUGGAUGAUGUCAAUGAUUGCUCUCCAGCCUUUAUACCAUCCAGCUACAGUGUGAAGGUCCUUGAGGACUUGCCAGUUGGCACUGUCAUAGCUUGGUUGGAAACUCACGAUCCAGAUCUCGGCUUGGGAGGCCAAGUCCGUUACUCCCUGGUGAACGAUUACAAUGGACGGUUUGAGAUAGACAAGGCGAGCGGCGCCAUCCGCUUGAACAAGGAGCUGGAUUAUGAAAAGCAGCAGUUCUACAACCUGACUGUGCGUGCCAAGGACAAGGGGCGCCCAGUUUCUCUCUCUUCUGUUUCUUUUGUGGAAGUCGAAGUGGUGGAUGUUAACGAAAAUCUCUAUACCCCCUAUUUUUCUGACUUUGCUGUCAUUGGAUCUGUAAAGGAAAACUCCCGCAUUGGUACAAGUGUUUUGCAAGUUGUUGCUCAAGAUGAGGACUCUGGAAGGGAUGGAGAGAUCCAGUAUUCCAUCAGGGAUGGCAGCGGCCUGGGGAGAUUCAGCAUAGAUGAAGAAACUGGAGUUAUCUACACAGCAGAUAUUCUUGACCGGGAGACAACCGAAUCCUACUGGUUGACAGUAUACGCGACUGAUCAUGGUGUUGUCCCACUCUACACUACCAUCGAAGUCUACAUUGAAGUGGAGGAUGUGAAUGACAAUGCUCCUCUCACCUCUGAACCUAUCUAUUACCCAGCUGUCAUGGAAAACUCCCCGAAGGAUGUAUCUGUCAUUCAGAUCCAAGCCCAAGACCCUGACUCUGGCACUAAUGAAAAACUGACUUACCGGAUUACAAGUGGAAAUCCUCAGAACUUCUUUGUAAUCAAUCCCAAAACAGGUCUGAUUACAACAACAUCAAGAAAAUUGGAUCGGGAACAGCAAGCAGAGCAUUUUUUGGAGGUAACCGUGUCAGAUGGGAGCACAUCUCCCAAGCAGUCCUCCGUUUGGGUGGUGAUCCAGGUUCUGGAUGAGAAUGAUAAUAAACCUCAGUUUCCAGAGAAAGUCUAUCAGAUAAAACUGCCAGAGAGGGACCGUAAGAAAAGAGGGGAGCCGAUCUACAGAGCUUUUGCUUAUGACAAAGACGAAGGCCCAAAUGCAGAAAUCUCGUACAGCGUUGUGGAUGGAAACGAGGAUGGCAAAUUUUUUAUUGAUCCCAAAACUGGGAUGGUUUCUUCCAGAAAGCAGUUCACAGCAGGGAGUUAUGACAUCUUAACAAUAAAAGCAGUGGACAAUGGCCGGCCCCAAAAAUCUUCAACUGCGCGCCUCCAUAUCGAGUGGAUAAAAAAGCCUGCGCCCUCGCCCAUCCCCCUGACUUUCGAUGAACCCUUUUACAACUUCACCAUCAUGGAAAGCGAUAAAGUGACAGAAAUCGUUGGGGUGGUCUCUGUGCAGCCAUCUAACAUUCCUCUGUGGUUUGAUAUUGUUGGAGGGAAUUACGAUAGUUCUUUCGACGCGGAGAAGGGAGUGGGCACUAUUGUCAUUGCAAAGCCCUUGGAUGCAGAGCAGAGGUCAAUAUAUAAUAUGACUGUGGAGGUCACCGAUGGAACAAACAUUGCCACGACUCAGGUUCUUAUCAAAGUGUUGGAUAACAAUGAUAAUGGCCCAGAAUUCUCUCACCCAAGUUACGAUGUCACCAUUUCAGAGGACAUCCUCCCUGAUACUGAAAUUCUGCAAAUUGAAGCUAUAGACAGAGAUGAAAAGCAUAAGUUGAGCUACAUUAUUCACAGCAGCAUCGACACAGUCAGCAUGAGAAAAUUCAGAAUUGAUCCCAGCACUGGAGUGCUCUAUACUGCUGAGAGAUUAGACCACGAAGCUCAAGAUAAGCACAUCCUUAAUGUCAUGGUCCGAGAUCAAGAAUUCCCUUAUAGAAGAAACCUGGCCAGAGUCAUCAUAAAUGUGGAAGACUCCAAUGACCACAGUCCAUAUUUCACCAGCCCACUGUACGAAGCCUCAGUGUUUGAAUCCGCAGCAGUUGGAUCAGCAGUCUUGCAGGUCACGGCUUUGGACAAAGAUAAAGGAGAAAAUGCAGAGCUUAUCUACACUAUUGAAGCAGGAAAUACAGGAAACACAUUCAAGAUUGAACCAGUUUUGGGGAUCAUUACAUUAAUGAAGGAGCCAGACUUAACCACAAUGGGACAGUUUGUUUUGUCAGUCAAAGUGACUGAUCAAGGUUCUCCACCACUGUCUGCAACAGCAAUUGUGCGGAUUUCUGUGACAAUGGCAGAUAACUCCCACCCUAAGUUCAUACUCAAAGAAUACCAAGCAGAGGUCAAUGAAAAUGUGGAUAUUGGUACUUCUGUCAUCUCUCUCUCUGCAAUCAGUCAGUCCACAUUAGUUUAUGAGGUUAAAAAUGGGAAUGUGGAUGGAGUCUUCACUAUAAACCCCUACUCUGGAGUGAUCACCAGUCAAAAGGCCCUUGAUUAUGAACGUGCUUCAUUCUAUCAGCUCAUCGUACAGGCAACAAAUAUGGCAGGCAUGGCUUCGAAUGCCACUGUGAACAUUCAGAUUGUUGAUGAAAAUGAUAACCCACCAGUUUUUCUCUUCUCUCAGUACUCAGGAAGCAUAAGUGAAGCUGCUCCUGUAAAUAGCAUAGUCCGGAGUGCGAAUAACAGUCCCCUGGUGAUACGUGCCACCGAUGCUGACAGCAACCAGAAUGCUUUGCUUGUCUACCAAAUUGUUGAAUCUACUGCAAAAAAGUAUUUCACGGUAGAUUCCAGCACAGGUGCAAUCAGUACAAUUGCAAAUUUAGAUCAUGAAACAAUAGCCCACUUCCACUUUCAUGUGCAUGUCAGAGACAGUGGGAAUCCUCAGCUUACAGCCGAAAGCCCAGUUGAAGUGACCAUUGAGGUAACUGAUGUCAAUGACAACCCACCAGUCUUCAGCCAAGCUGUAUUUGAGACAGUUUUGCUCCUUCCCACGUAUGUUGGUGUUGAGGUACUCAAAGUCAAGGCUACAGACCCAGAUUCAGAGAUCCCUCCUGAACUAACAUACAGUCUAAUUGAAGGCAAUAUGGACCAUUUUUUAAUUGAUUCAAACACAGGGGUGCUCACUAUUAAAAACAAUAGCCUCUCCAAAGACCAUUAUAGGCUAAUAGUAAGAGUAUCUGAUGGGAAAUUUUAUAGCACUGCUAUGGUGACAAUAAUGGUAAAAGAAGCCAUGGAUAGUGGUCUCCAUUUUACACAAACUUUUUAUUCCACUUCUAUCUCAGAAAACAGCACCAAUAUCACAAAGAUCGCUGUGGUGAAUGCUGUUGGUAACCGCCUCAACGAGCCUUUGAAAUACAGUAUAUUAAACCCAGGCAACAAAUUUAAAAUCAAAUCCACCUCGGGAGUCAUCGAGACAACUGGCAUCCCCUUCGAUCGAGAGGAACAAGAGCUGUAUGAGUUGGUGGUAGAAGCAAGCCGUGAGCUAGAUCACCUUCGUGUCGCUCGCGUGGUGGUAAGGGUUUACAUUGAGGACAUAAAUGACAAUGCCCCAGUGUUUGUGGGGCUCCCCUACUAUGCUGCUGUGCAAGUCGAUGCUGAGCCCGGCACCCUGAUAUAUCGAGUGACGGCUAUUGAUAAAGAUAAGGAUGAAAAUGGUGAGGUGUCUUAUCUUCUGAAGGAAGACUACGGACAUUUUGAAAUUGAUAGAGAGUCUGGCAGUGUCACUUUAAAAGCACCCUUCAAUUCGGAUUUAUCUAAUAUAGAGUAUUUGGUUGUCAUUCUUGCAAAAGAUGGUGGUAACCCGUCAUUAUCUGCUUUGGUGGAGCUCCCCAUUACUAUUGUUAACAAAGCGAUGCCUGUAUUUGACAAGCCCUUCUAUACAGCUUCUGUGAAUGAAGAUGUAGAAAUGCACACACCAAUCUUAAGCAUAAAUGCAACGAGUCCAGAAGGCCAGGGUAUCAUUUAUAUCAUCGUCGAUGGAGAUCCCUACAACCAGUUUAAUAUUGACUUUGAUACUGGAGUUCUGAGUGUCAUCAGCCCACUGGACUAUGAAGUAAAUUCUCUUUUCAAGCUAAUGGUGCGAGCCAGUGAUGCUCUCACUGGUGCUCGAGCUGAGGUCACUGUGGACUUGAUCAUUAAUGAUGUGAAUGAUAAUCCUCCAGUGUUUGAUCAGUCGGCUUAUAACGCUACUUUGUCUGAAGCAUCUUUGAUUGGGACUCCUGUACUGCAGGUUGUAGCUGUUGAUGCUGACUCUGGCAACAACAAGAUUGUGCAGUAUCAAAUAGUCCAGGACACCUUUAACAGCACGGACUAUUUCCAUAUAGAUAGCACCAGUGGCCUGAUUCUAACAGCCCGGAUGCUGGAUCACGAACUCAUACAGCAGUGCAGCUUGAAAGUCAGAGCAACAGAUAAUGGGUUCCCACCAUUAAGCAGUGAGGUUCUUGUUAGUAUCUCAAUAACAGAUAUGAACGACAACCCUCCAGUUUUUAACCAGUUGAUAUAUGAAUCUUAUGUGAGUGAACUGGCACCUCGGGGCCAUUUUGUUACUUGUGUCCAAGCCUCUGAUGCCGACAGCUCUGAUUUUGACAGACUGGAGUACAGCAUCUUAUCAGGAAAUGAUCGGACCAGUUUUCUUAUGGACAGCAAGAGUGGUGUUAUCACACUUUCCAACCAUCGAAAACAGAGAAUGGAGCCCAUGUACAGCCUCAAUGUCUCUGUGUCAGACGGGCUGUUCACCAGCACAGCUCAGGUGCACAUACAAAUCCUUGGAGCCAACCUCUACAGCCCUGUGUUUUCACAGAGUGUUUACGUUGCAGAGGUUAGAGAAAAUGCUGCUCCUGGAACUAAGGUAAUCCACGUGAAGGCAACAGAUGGGGAUUCAGGUGUAUACGGCCAGAUAAGCUACUCUAUUAUAAAUGACUUUGCCAAGGACCGAUUUUUGAUUGAUAGCAAUGGGCAGAUUCUGACAACUGAGAGGUUAGACCGGGAGAAUCUCCUAGAAAGUGAUAUUGGUAUCUUUUUGAGAGCCCUUGAUGGUGGUGGCAGGACUACGUUUUGCACUGUGAGAGUGAUUGUAGUGGAUGAGAAUGACAAUGCUCCCCAAUUUAUGACAGUCGAAUACAGAGCUAGUGUCAAAGCAGAUGUUGGGAAAGGUUAUUUGGUGACCCAAGUGCAAGCAGUAGAUCCAGAUGAUGGAGCCAAUUCUAGAAUUACCUAUUCACUGUAUAGUGAGGCCUCUGUUUCAGUAGCUGAUCUGCUUGAAAUAGAUCCAGAUAAUGGAUGGAUGGUCACCAAGGGUAGCUUUAACCAGCUGAAAAACACAGUUCUCUCAUUCUUUGUAAAAGCACAUUCCCUCAUUCCUGUCUACAUCCAUGUUUUGCCCCCAGAAAUUGUUUUACCUUCCUUUUCUCAACCCCAGUAUUCUUUUACCGUAGCCGAAGACACCCUCAUAGGUAGUACCAUUGACAUUCUACAUGUUUUGCCUAAUCAAGGUGUAUCGUAUAGCACAGUUAAUGGUGAGCUGACUGAAAACAACAAGGAUGGGGUCUUCAUCAUAGAGCAAGACACAGGGCUCCUAAAACUGGAUAAGAGACUUGACCAUGAGACAAAUCCUGCGUUUCACUUCAAAGUCAUGGCCACGAUUCAGUUGGACAAAGUAGACAUUGUGUUGACUGUGGAUGUGGAGGUUAAGGUAUUGGAUGUAAAUGACAACAAGCCCAUGUUUGAAACAGCUAGCUAUGAGGCUAUAAUAAUGGAAGGGAUGCCCAUAGGAACAAAACUUAUGCAAGUUAAAGCGUUUGAUGCAGACUCGAGUGCAAAUGGACAGGUCACGUAUACACUUGCAGUGGAAUCAGAGCUGGAGAAGAUCACGGAAGCAUUCACCAUUGACAGCAACAGUGGCUGGAUUAGCACACUGAAGGAUCUGGACCAUGAGAAGGAUCCUUCUUUCACCUUUGCUGUGGUGGCCUCAGAUCUGGGGGAGGUUUUAUCCUUGUCAUCAACCACCUUGGUCUCCGUUACUGUGACAGAUAUAAAUGAUAACGCACCUGUAUUUGAGCAUGAGGUGUACAGAGGGUCAGUGAAGGAGAGUGACCCUCCAGGGGAAGUUGUGGCUGUUCUCAGCACCUGGGAUGAAGACACGUCUGAUGUGAACCGACAGGUUAGCUACCAUAUUACAGGAGGGAACCCCAAAGGGAAGUUUGCUCUGGGACUGGUUCAGAAUGAGUGGAAGGUUUACGUUAAAAGGCCUCUAGAUCGCGAAGAGCAAGACAUGUAUUAUCUGAACAUCACUGCCACGGAUGGCCUCUUUGUAACCCAAGCUGCUGUGGAAGUGACCGUCACUGAUGUUAAUGAUAAUAAUCCAGUUUGUGAACAGGUUGCAUACACGGCCCUGUUUCCUGAAGACAUUCCAUCAAACAAAGUCAUACUUAAAAUCAGCGCUAAAGAUGCUGACAUUGGGUCCAAUGGUGAAAUUCGCUACUCUCUCUAUGGUGCUGGGAACAAUAAGUUUCUCUUAGAUCCAGAAAAUGGUGAGCUGAAAUCCUUGGCCGCUCUCGACCGUGAGAAAAUUCCCGUGUACAACCUGGUUGCCCGAGCUACAGAUGGUGGUGGCAGGUUUUGCCAAUCAGAAAUCCAUCUUAUUUUAGAAGAUGUUAAUGAUAAUCCACCAAUGUUUUCAUCUGAUCAUUACACUGCAUGUGUUUAUGAGAAUACAGCUACCAAAGCUUUGUUAACAAGAGUCCAAGCCACUGAUCCUGAUGUUGGUGUGAACAGAAAAGUUACCUAUUCCCUGGCUGACUCUGCAGAUGGUUACUUCUCUGUUGACCGGUCUUCAGGAAUUAUUAUUUUGGAGCAUCCACUUGAUAGAGAGCUUCAGUCUUCCUAUAACAUCACUGUAAAGGCCUCAGAUCAGAGCAUUGUGCUGACCUUGUCCUCAUUUGCCACCGUUACCAUUACUGUGCUAGACAUUAAUGACAAUCCCCCUGUGUUCGAAAGAAGAGAUUAUCUUGUUACAGUACCUGAAGACACCUCACCUGGCACUGAGGUCCUUUCUGUUUUUGCUACAAGCCAAGACAUUGGUACUAAUGCUGAGAUUGCCUAUCUCAUCAGAUCAGGGAAUGAGAAAGGGAAGUUCAGGAUUAACUCAAAAACAGGGGCGAUUUCUAUUUUUGAAGCUUUGGAUUAUGAAUCGUGUAAGGAUUUCUACUUAGUAGUGGAAGCAAAAGAUGGAGGUACUCCAGCCCUGAGCGCUGUUACGACUGUCAACAUCAACGUGACAGAUGUUAAUGACAAUGCACCGAAAUUCAGCCAGUUGGUCUACAGCGCCGUCAUCAGCGAGGACGCUGCUGUCGGGGACUCGGUGGUGAUGUUGAUUGCAGAAGAUCUGGACAGUCCUUCCAAUGGCCAGAUUCAUUUUUCCAUAGUGACUGGAGACCGAGACAAUGAAUUUUCAGUUGAUCCUCUUUCAGGACUUGUGAAGGUUAAAAAGAAAUUGGAUAGAGAAAGGAUAUCUGGUUAUUCAUUAGUUAUCGAGGCAAGAGACAGUGGCACCCCUCCUUUGUCUUCUUCUGCAACAGUCAACGUGGAUGUUUCCGAUGUGAAUGAUAAUAGUCCUGUAUUUACUCCAGCUAACUAUACAGCUGUAAUUCAAGAAAAUAAACCAGUGGGCACAAGCAUUUUGCAGCUGGUAGUGACAGACAAAGACUCUUUUCACAAUGGCCCCCCUUUUACCUUCACCAUCCUCACUGGCAAUGAAGAGGAGGAGUUCACACUGGACCCUCAUGGCAUCUUGAGAUCUGCAGUCAUCUUCAAGCACAUGGUUGCAACUGAAUAUGUGCUCUGUGUGCAGGCAAAAGACUCUGGGAAGCCUCAGCAGGUUUCCCAUACCUACAUUCAGGUGAGGGUCAUUGAAGAGAGCAUUCACAAACCGACUGCCAUCCCACUGGAGAUUUUCAUUGUCACCAUGGAAGAUGAUUUUCCUGGGGGAGUCAUUGGGAAAAUUCAUGCCACAGAUCAGGAUGUGUACGAUGUCCUCACAUAUACACUAAAAUCAGAGCAGAAAAGUUUGUUCAAGGUCAACAGCCACGAUGGGAAGAUCAUUGCCCUUGGAGGGCUUGAUAACGGCAAGUACAUCCUGAAUGUCUCCGUCAGUGACGGCCGGUUCCAGGUACCCAUCGACGUUGUGGUCCACGUUGAGCAAUUGCUGCAGGAAAUGCUGCAGAACACUGUCACCAUCCGGUUUGAGAAUGUUUCCCCAGAAGACUUCGUGGGCCUUCACAUGCACGGGUUCAGGCGUACCUUGCGAAACGCAGUGCUCUCCCAGAAACAGGACAGCUUGCACAUCAUCAGCAUCCAGCCGGUGGCAGGCAGCAACCAGCUCGACAUGCUGUUUGCAGUGCAGAUGCACAACAGUGGUUUCUAUAAGCCUGCCUAUUUGAUUCAGAAGCUUUCCAAUGCAAGGAGACACUUGGAAAAUGUGAUUCGUAUUUCUGCUAUCUUGGAGAAGAAUUGCUCCGGACUGGAUUGUCAGGAAAAACACUGUGAGCAAAGCCUAUCUAUUGAUUCCCAUUCCCUGAUGACCUAUAGCACGGCACGAAUCAGCUUUGUGUGCCCCCGCUUUUACAGGAAUGUGCGGUGCAUGUGCAAUGGAGGACUCUGCCCAGGCUCUAAUGAUCCCUGUCUGGAGAAGCCGUGUCCAGGGGACAUGCAGUGUGUGGGGUAUGAAGCAAACCGGAGACCAUUCAUCUGCCAGUGCCCACCAGGAAAGCUUGGCGAAUGCUCAGGCCACACUUCCCUUAGCUUUGCUGGGAAUAGCUACAUUAAAUACCGAGUUUCUGAAAACAGCAAGAAAGAGGAAUUCAAGUUGGCUCUCCGUCUGCGAACACUGCAAAGCAAUGGGAUUAUAAUGUACACCAGAGCUAAUCCCUGUAUAAUUCUGAAGAUUGUCGACGGCAAACUGUGGUUCCAGUUGGACUGUGGAAGUGGCCCGGGAAUCCUGGGAAUUUCUGGCAGGGCCAUUAAUGAUGGAAGCUGGCAUUCUGUCUUUCUGGAGCUGAAUCGCAAUUUCACCAGCUUGUCCCUGGACGACAGCUACGUGGAGCGCCGCAAAGCCCCCCUCUAUUUCCAGACCCUGGGCACGGACAGCUCGGUCUACUUCGGCGCCCAGGUGCAAGUGGAUAACGUCCGCAGCCUGACGGACAAGAGGACAACGCAGGUCUUGAGCGGCUUUCAGGGCUGCCUGGAUUCCGUUGUCCUCAAUAACAACGAGCUGCCGCUCCAAAACAAGCGCAGCAGCUUUGCAGAAGUGGUUGGCCUGACGGAAUUGAAGCUUGGCUGCGUCCUCUACCCCGAUGCCUGCGAGAGGCAUCCCUGCCAGAACGGCGGCACCUGUACCCGCCUGCCAUCUGGUGGGUACCAGUGCAAUUGCCUCUCCCAGUUUACAGGAAGGAAUUGUGAAUCAGAAAUCACGGCCUGCUUCCCAAAUCCCUGCCGGAAUGGAGGAUCAUGCGAUCCCAUUGGCAAUGCUUUCAUCUGCAGCUGCAAAAAUGGCCUGACUGGAGUAACGUGUGAAGAAGACAUCAAUGAGUGCGAAAGAGAAGAAUGUGAAAAUGGUGGUUCCUGUGUCAACAUAUUUGGUUCAUUUCUGUGUAACUGCACCCCUGGUUAUGUGGGGCAGUACUGCGGUCUCCGCCCCGUGGUGGUUCCCAACAUACAAGCUGGGCAUUCCUACGUCGGCAAGGAGGAGCUGAUAGGAAUCGCCGUGGUGCUCUUUGUCAUAUUUCUGUUGAUCGUCCUCUUUAUUGUUUUUCGCAAGAAAGUUUUCAGGAAGAACUAUUCCCGCAACAACAUCACACUGGUACAGGACCCGGCUACUGCCGCCCUGCUCAACAAGAGCAACGGCAUCCAGUUCAAGAACGUCAGGAGCAGCGGGGACAGCAGAAAUAUUUACCAAGAGGUUGGGCCUCCGCAGGUCCCAGUGAGGCCAAUGGCCUAUACCCCGUGCUUCCAGAGUGACUCAAGGAAUAACCUGGACAAGAUAGUGGAUGGGCUUGGUGUGGAGCACCAGGAGAUGACGACCUUUCAUCCUGAGUCCCCUCGAAUCCUGACGGCCCGGCGGGGGGUGGUGGUGUGCAGCGUCGCACCAAACCUGCCCGCUGUGUCUCCCUGUCGCUCUGACUGCGACUCCAUCAGGAAGAGCACAUGGGAUGCUGGGUUGGAAAGUAAAGGGGUUGAUGACGCUGAAGAAGUGACCUGUUUUUCAGGAAGUAAUAAAGGCAGCAACUCUGAAGUACAGUCACUCAGCUCCUUCCAGUCUGAUUCUGGUGAUGAUAAUGCGUAUCAUUGGGAUACCUCUGACUGGAUGCCAAGUGCUCGCUUGUCCGACAUUGAGGAAGUGCCCAACUUUGAGACAGCGGAUGGAGGCUCAGCUCAUCACGGCAGUACCAGAGAGCUGGAAACAGAUUACUACCUUGGUGGCUACGACAUUGAUAGUGACUACCCUCCCCCUCACGAAGAGGAGUUUUUAACCCAGGACCAGUUACCCCCUCCUCUUCCAGAGGAUUACCCAGACCAAUAUGAAACCCUCCCGCCCUCACAGCCGCUCUCAAUGGCAAGUACGCUCAGUCCCGACUGCAGGCGACGGCCACACUUCCACCCCAGCCAAUACCUCCCUCCCCACCAGUUCCCCAAUGAGACAGACACCACGGGGUCUCAGACUGGGAAUGAAUUUAGUACUUUUGCUGUUGGCCCAAGCCAGAACACAGAAAACGUUAGUGCAGGUAAGAUGCCCUUAUCCUUGCACAAUUCUCUAGAUGCCUCCUCCUCAGAUGUCUCGGCCAGCUGUGGCUUUGAUGACUCCGAAGUAGCCAUGAGUGACUAUGAAAGCGUGGAGGAACUCAACCUAGAAAAUGUUCACAUUCCAUUUCUGGAGACCCAGCAUCAGACACAAGUGUAA